Messenger RNA from Alligator sinensis (Chinese alligator), 2921 nucleotides. It is a transcript of the gene ZNF281, whose product is annotated as zinc finger protein 281. The transcript has 2 exons. NCBI's taxonomy places the organism in Eukaryota, Metazoa, Chordata, Crocodylia, Alligatoridae. The record is from RefSeq and is a predicted model, not a curated record. Gene Ontology annotation, molecular function: DNA-binding transcription factor activity, RNA polymerase II-specific; RNA polymerase II cis-regulatory region sequence-specific DNA binding. Gene Ontology annotation, biological process: regulation of transcription by RNA polymerase II. Gene Ontology annotation, cellular component: nucleus. The coding region runs from base 101 to 2653 and encodes 850 amino acids.
CCAGCACCCGCCGUCCUGCGGGCUGCCCCUGGCCUCCGCCGCCUCCACCUCCGCCUCGGCCUCGGCCUCCUCUCAGACGCCGCCCCCGCCGCCUCAGGACAUGACUUUCAAGAAGGAGCCGGCUGGGGCUUUCCCCGCCUCCUCCCCUGCCUCCUCCUCUUCCUCCUCCCAGCGCAGCCCCUGGGGCUUCCUGCAGUCCCUGGUGAGCAUCAAGCAGGAGAAGCCCAGCGAGCAGGAGGAGGAGGUGCCGCACCCCUACGGGACAGGUGUGGGUGUAGCGGCAGGGCUUUUUGGGCAGGACCGGCCCCCCGGGCUGCUGGGGGGCAGCAGCGGGGAGGCAGUGGGGUCCAGCGUGAUCCAGGACCUCAGUCUGCUCCACCACCACCUGCACCAGCACCCGCACCGCGACGCGCUGCUGGGCGGCCGGGGCGAGGGCCCCCUGGGGGGCUGUGACGAGCCCAAGCACGAGGCUGCCCAGUCCCGGAAGGCAAAGAGGCCAAAGCCAGAAACUCAGGGAAUCAAAGCCAAGCGGAAGCCAAGCGCUUCGUCCAAGCCGGCCCAGCUGGCGGGUGAUGCCGAAGGGGCCCUGGCGUCCCCGAGUCAGAAGCCUCACGUCUGCGAACACUGCAGUGCAGCCUUCAGGAGCUCCUACCACUUGCGCAGGCAUGUGCUCAUUCACACGGGGGAGAGGCCUUUCCAGUGCAGCCAGUGCAGCAUGGGUUUCAUUCAAAAGUACUUGCUCCAGCGGCAUGAGAAGAUCCACAGCAGGGAGAAACCAUUUGGAUGUGACCAGUGCAGCAUGAAGUUCAUCCAGAAGUACCACAUGGAAAGACACAAGAGGACACACAGCGGAGAAAAGCCAUACAAAUGUGACACUUGCCAGCAGUAUUUUUCAAGGACUGAUAGACUUCUGAAGCACAGACGAACAUGCGGUGAAGCCAUAGCUAAAGCAAAUGCUGGAAUGGAACCUGGGUCAUCGAACCACAACAUGGGUAGCCUGGCUGCGUUGUCUCAGGGAAAUGCAAGUUCCUCAAGGAGAAAAAACAAAACAAAAAGUAUAUCCACUGAAAACAAAGGAAGUAAGUCAAGUAAUAAAGUAACUGAAUCACAAGUCCUGAAUAAUAUGAACAUGCCGAAUUAUGCAGUAGAGCUUCCUAUCGUGUCUUCCAGUGGUGGCAUAGUUGGCACUGGCAUAGAAGAGUUGCAAAAAAAGGUGCCAAAGUUAGUUUUCAAAAAAGGAAACAGAAAAAAUGCAGACAAGAAUUACCUUAAUUUUGUGUCGCCGUUGCCAGAUAUUAUUGGGCAAAAACCGAUGUCUGGAAAACAAAGUGGCUCUCUUGGAAUAGUAACCAAUACUGGUGUGGAAGCUCUUGGACUUCUCCAAAGUACAGGUGGUAAACCAGCUCAGUUAAGUAGCAACUAUGAUGAUGCCAUGCAGUUUUCAAAGAAGAGAAGAUAUUUACAAACUGCCAGCAGUAACAGUGCCUUUUCUAUAAAUGUUGGACACAUGACUUCCCAACAGUCUGUCAUCCAAUCUGCAGGUGUCAGUGUUAUGGAUAACGAGACUCCAUUAUCUCUUAUUGAUUCAGCAUCUCUAAAUACUGAAAUAAAGUCUUGCCAUGAUAAGUCUGGAAUUCCUGAUGAAGUGUUGCAGAGUCUCUUGGACCAGUAUGCUCACAAGUCAGAAGGCCAGAAAGAAGAUCCUUUCAAUAUAACUGAACAACGUGUGGACUUGCAUGCUUCAGGAGAGCAUCCAGAAAUGGUCCAGGAGGAAAAUUUGAGCCCAAGUUCUCAAACAGUUUCAAGUGAUAAGGCAAACAUGUUGCAAGAAUACUCCAAAUACCUCCAACAAGCUUUUGAAAGAACGACCAAUAGCACUGGUUUUCCUUUUGGACCCAGUUUCCAGUUUGUUAGUCUGUCUUCAACUCUGCAUAACCACACUCUGUUUCAAGACAAACAGAUGUACACUACGUCUCCACUUGAGUGUGGUUUCAGCCAAUCUGUUACCUCAGUGUUGCCAACUGCAUUGCCAAAGCCUCCAUUUGGGAUGUUGCUUGGAUCUCAGCCAGGUUUUUAUUUAUCAGCUUUGGAGGCUACGCAUCAACAGCUGACUCCUUCUCAAGAGCUGGAUGAUCUGAUAGAUCCACAGAAACAUUUAGAGACUUCAUCAAACUACCAGUCUACAUCUCAGAAAUUGACUAGCCAGAAGGAACAGAAAAAUUUAGAAUCUUCAGCGAGCUUUCAAAUUCCGUCUCAGGAGUUAGCGAGCCAGAUAGAUCCUCAGAAGGACCUAGAGCCUAGAGUGACCUACCAGAUUGAGAACUUUGCACAAGCGUUUGGUUCUCAAUUUAAGUCGGGCAGCAGGGUGCCAAUGACUUUUAUUACUAACUCUAAUGGAGAAGUGGACCAUAGAGUACGGACUUCAGUGUCAGAUUUCUCAGGGUAUUCAAAUAUGAUGUCUGAUGUAAGCGAGCCAUGUAGUACACGAGUAAAAACCCCUACCAGCCAGAGUUACAGUGCAGUAUGCUGCUUCUGCUCUCUAAAUACAGUGCCCAGGAGUGGAUUGGACCAUAACCACAAUGGUGGUGUCAUGCUUUUCAUCAUCCUUUUUUUUUUUUUUUUUUUUUUGGUUUUGUUUUUGCUGAGGUUAUGAUUUGCUUUCUUUACGUUUAUAAUGUGUGUAGUAGAUAUUGCAUAUGUAUUGUUCUGGUUGUUUGCUUUACCUUAAUACCAAUAAAAACCCAUUAUUCACAAAAGUGUAAAGAUAUCACUGAUAUUAUCCAGUCACACUCCUGAGAUUUUUAUUAAGAAGAAAAUUCCAUAACAUGUUUUAAAUUAGAUUUGAAGAAGCAAUAAUAUAACUUGUUGAAUAUUUUGAGGCAUUUUUACUGUAAAGAUUUGCUCAAUAAAAUGUUCUUUUG